GUUGCCGAGUCCAUUGCAUCUCAUUAUCUCUGACUUCAACCUCUCUCUCUCUCUUUCUCUUUCUCUUUUUCUCUCUUUCUCUCUUUCUCUCUUCACAUCUUCCUCUAACAAUUCAUAGCCAGAACUAUAUAGGACUCUUCUUUCAUACUCAUUCAACCACUUUCUUUCUUUCUUUCUUCUUUAUUUCACCCUUUUCUCAUUCAUUCUAUAACCAAACUCACUCACUCACACACACACACAUGGAAGAACCUACCUCCAAUCAUGACUCAGUUACACAUUCUUCUCCAAUCAUGUUGUUUGAUGGGAAAACACUGGUCAUGGAUGAGAUGGAUUUCUUUGCAGACAAUAACAACAACAACAAAAAGAACAAAAAUGUAUUUCAUGACGAUGAAAUGCUGCACCAAAUGGAGCUUCAUGUCGAUACUAGUUUGGAUCUCCUUACCAAGAGUUCUCCUACCGAUAGAUCGAUUAUGGGAGAAGGAUCAUCGGAGGCAAAGGGUAAUAAAAGAGAUGAUAAGUUUGCAGCUAUGCUAGCUGAAUUGCACCACAUGAAUGCUGAAAAUCAACGCUUGAGAGAUGAGGUUGAUCAGGUGAACGAUAAGUACCAUGCUUUACAUGAUCAACUUGUCAAACAGAUGGAGAAACAACGUAAGAAUGAGGGUAAGAAAGUUGAUAUGAUUUCAAGGCCAUUCUUGGAUAUUGGAGUUGCUACGAAGGAAGAGAAUUCGCAGCAAUAUUCGAAGGGAAAACUGCAAGAGAGCAAAAGCACGAUGGACAUGAUUGAGAGCAAGAAGCAGAAGAUUUGCACUAAUAGAGAAGUUACUGAGUUGGAGGCACCUGAGAAAGCUAUUCCAAGGUGGCUCUCGAACGAAGUCACAACAAGAUCGAGUUCUUUCAAUGUUGAUGAAGCAUCAGAAACCAUGUCAAUGAUCAAGAAAGCUCGAGUAUCAGUUCGUGCAAGAUCUGUUUCUUCUAUGAUUUCUGAUGGAUGCCAAUGGAGAAAGUAUGGGCAGAAGAUGGCUAAAGGGAAUCCAUGUCCAAGAGCUUAUUAUCGUUGUUCAAUGGGGACUGGUUGCCCAGUUCGGAAACAAGUGCAAAGGAGUGCAGAAGAUCAAAGUGUGUUGAUCACAACAUACGAAGGACAACAUAGUCAUGUUCUUCCUCCAGCAGCCAAAGCCAUGGCAUCCACAACAUCUGCAGCUGCAUCAAUGCUUCUUUCAGGAUCAAUGCCAAGUUCAGAUGGCCUUCUACACCCAAACAUCUUAGAAUCUGCAACACUUCCAUUCUCACAUAACUUAGCAACCCUUUCAGCUUCAGCUCCAUUUCCCACUAUCACUUUGGAUCUCACUCAAACUCCCACCAAUAACAACACUUCCUCACAGCAACAUCCACCACAGGAUUACCAACUCAGCCUACUUUCACCACUUUUCGCACCAAAUUUUUUUCACCAAACUAAGCUUUCUACCUUGCAUGCCUCUCAGGGCACAGAAACUGCUUCAUUUGCUGACACAGUCAAUGCAGCAACAGCUGCUAUCACCACAGACCCCAAGUUCAGUGCAGCUCUCAUGGCAGCCAUAACAUCUAUCAUUGGAAGUUCACACCCAGUGGAGACUCAGCAUUGCAAUAACAAACAAGAGUAGUUAUUAAUUGUAAUUGUUAGUGUUUUGGAAUCAUUUUCAUAUUGUGUAAGGUAGAAAUUGAAUUUCAUAGUUAUGCAUUUGCAACAAAAAAAAUGAUAAAAAAAGAGCAUUUCAUCAUAAGGCUAAUGAUUACUGAGAUCUCGUUACUCCAAGAACAAUGAAGCACUGCUGAAUGCCUUGUUGAAGAAAUCGUCUUUUAAGAAAAUCACUUUGUGAUGAUUAAGAAGUGUUCUGAUACUUCAAAAACACUUCUCUUUAGUUGUUACAAAGGUGUCACAUUGACAUUCAGAAAAUUUUCUAACAGUACCAGAUGCGAGACUUUUAAUGUACAAUUGACUGUAAACUUCAGCAGUCAAAUUUAGAUAUUUGUCAUGAGAGAUGAGUAUUGAUGUACUGUGUGAAUUGUGCAAGAGAGUGACUUGAGGGAGGGUUGAAUAAAUUUUUUGUUUUCUUA
Vigna unguiculata (cowpea) is the source of this 2094-nucleotide messenger RNA. RefSeq names its product putative WRKY transcription factor 31. Gene Ontology annotation, biological process: regulation of DNA-templated transcription. Lineage: Eukaryota; Viridiplantae; Streptophyta; Magnoliopsida; Fabales; Fabaceae. The record is from RefSeq and is a predicted model, not a curated record. Gene Ontology annotation, molecular function: sequence-specific DNA binding; DNA-binding transcription factor activity.